Molecule: messenger RNA, 593 nt
Organism: Notothenia coriiceps (black rockcod)
Lineage: Eukaryota; Metazoa; Chordata; Actinopteri; Perciformes; Nototheniidae
Product: regulating synaptic membrane exocytosis protein 3-like
Exons: 2
Source: RefSeq, a predicted model, not a curated record
GCCACACGUGGUCGCUGUUUGCCAUUGCCAGAGCCAAUUUCCCCUCUCCUCUCCUCCCUCUCCAAAGCGUCUCUCACCGCGCCUUCGAUACCGUGUGAUCAUCAGUAGCAGCACUGAAAGUGGAGGAACCGUCCAGCAAACAGCCGACCAUCACAGCCAAAAUACAACCCAAACGAUGACCUUCCUACAGAUACGACAAAAGCAAACAAUUAUUUGACAUCUUCCGACCGCACACCUUGCCUCCGCCGCUCCUUGCUGUAAGCGCCCCGCUCCAACUCUACAUCCUUUCCCCCCAGCCUCUCGGCCCUCCAGCAGGACCAUGAUGCUCAGCAGCUCUGUGGAGGUGCCCAGCCCGGGUGGGAUGAACGGUCUCAGCGGCCUCAGUGGUCUGAGUGCGGCGGCUCGUAACGUGGUGCGCUCCUCCAGCAUCUCGGGGACGAUGUACAACGUGGAGAAGACUCCCGGCGGCGGGGGGGCGGACUCCACGUCAAUUGCUGGAAACAAGAAGCGGCGCUCCAGCCUCGGCGCCAAGAUGGUGGCCAUUGUGGGGUUGUCGCAGUGGAGCAAGAGCACACUGCAGCUCAACCAGCAAG